UGUCAUUAGGAGCAGAUGACACGGGAGGUAAUCUGCUGUUUGCGCACGUUCCUCCUCCAGCAUGUGCUUCUGUCUACAUUACUGUGCGGCGCCUAGGGCGCUGUGACCGUCGGCCUGCCCCAGAACUCAACGACACUCUGCGGUACUGGUGGACCACUGGCCCUUUUUUCUGGUGAAUUGGAAACUACAGUUGCCAUGGGUCAGUCGCUGGACUUAUGGACCCACAUUCGGUUAAAGGGUUUGUGAUCUUUGCUGAAGAUGAGUAGUGCGGCGGACAACACCCCCGACCCUGCUGCCAGGGGAGAGUCCCUGAAGCGUAAAGAAUGUGGCCCGGACCUCCUGGGGCCCAGCCCCAAGCGGUGCACGGAAAAGCGAAACCGGGAGCAUGAAAACAAAUACAUAGAGGAACUCGCCGAGUUGAUCUUUGCGAACAUCAACGACAUUGACAACUUCAAUGUCAAGCCUGACAAAUGUGCAAUCUUGAAAGAAACUGUGAAGCAGAUUCGUCAAAUCAAAGAGCAGGAGAAAACAACUUCAUCCACCGCAGAGGAGGUACAGAGAGCAGACGUCUCGUCAACAGGCCAGAGCGUUAUUGACAAGGAUGCUCUUGGACCGAUGAUGCUUGAGGCCCUGGAUGGCUUCUUCUUUGUGGUUAACAUGGAGGGGAAUAUUGUGUUUGUCUCGGAGAACGUGACACAGUACCUGCGCUACAACCAGGAGGAGCUGAUGAACACCAGCGUCUACAGCGUCCUUCAUGUCGGAGACCACGCUGAGUUCAUCAAGAACCUGUUGCCCAAGAGCCUGGUGAACAGCAGGGCUCCACGAUCCAGUGAGAACCCCAACAGGAACAGCCACACGUUCAACUGCCGCAUGCUGGUUAACCCCCACGGGCCCGGAGAGGGGGGCAAGCUGGAGCCCCCAGACCAGGAGGUGCAGCAGAAGUACGAGACCAUGCAGUGUUUCGCCGUGUCAGAGCCGAAGUCCAUCAGAGAGGAGGGAGAAGAUUUCCAGUCGUGUCUGAUCUGUGUGGCGCGAAGGGUUCCUGUCAAAGAGAGACCCGUGCUGUCAACAUACGAGAGCUUUACAACCAGGCAGGAUCUCCAAGGUAAAAUCACCUCUCUGGACACAAGUCUGCUGAGAGCCUCCAUGAAGCCCGGCUGGGAGGACUUGGUCAGGAGGUGCAUUCAGAGGUUCCACCUUCAGAACGAUGGGGAGAUUUCCUUCGCCAAGAAGCACCAGCAAGAAGUCUUGAGAGUGGGCCAUGCGUUCAGCCCUCUGUAUCGGUUCUCCCUGUCCGAUGGUACCAUUGUGUCGGCCCACACCAAGAGCAAGCUGGUGCGCUCUCCUGCCACCAACGAACCCCAGUUCUACAUGUCCCUCCACAUCCUCCAGCGGGAGCAGACUAUGUGUGGGAUGAACCCAACCGUUUCUGCCCAGGGACAGGGGAAGCCAAUGAACACCAUGUCCUCUCUGACUCCUCCCAGUGUGGGCGGGCCGUCCCCAGGGCCAAUGGGCCAGGGCCUGGGCCAGGACACAACGGUCAGCAGCAACACCAACGUGGCCACAAUAGGGAGCCUUCAGGGUGGACGAUACGGAUGCCAGGGGACAAUGAACCGUGCCCCCACCCCUCAGGGCGGCAGCUAUGCACUCAAGAUGGGGAUGAACAGCCCGUCGCAGGGCAGCCCCAGUGUCCCCUCUCAGGCCGGUGGCGGUUCAAUGUUGUCCCCCCGCCACCGCCAGAGCCCCAACGUGGUUAUCAGCCCUCGCGUUCCUCCUCUGGGGCCGUUCUCCCCGACGGGCAGCCUGCACUCUCCGCCUGGGGUAUGCAGCAGCACAGGGUUGGGGAACAGCCACAGUGGCUUCACGGCUAACAGCUCCCUCAGCGCACUUCAGGCACUCAGCGAAUGCCAAGGGGUCUCCCAGCAGGGCCGGUCUUCAGGGUCACCUGACAUUAAGCCCGGGAACCUGCUGAGUCCCGCUGGUGGUGGUGGUGCCGGCAGCAGCAGUAGUAAAAACUCCAACCUGAACUCCAGCCAGCUGGCGAACCUCCGAAGCAGCAUGUCAGAGAGGGAGAUGGAGAUGUUCGGCGCAUACGGGAAGCAGUCUCAGCUGGAAGGGGAGGGGGAGGACGCGGGUGAGAGGAGGGGGUCCAAAGACGGCACCCCGGAGCCCUUGGGAGGAGAGCUGGCGGAGGCCCAGAGCAGGCUGCUCACCAGCAAGGGCCCCACCAAGCUCAUGCAGUUGCUCACCAACAAGUCUGAGCAUGUGGAUCCCUGCUCGCCCCACGGGGUCCCCUCAGGAGGGGACCACAACUGCAAGGACUCUGGGCCGGGGGGCCAAAACAACCACUCCACCUCGCUGAAGGAGAAACACAAGAUCCUCCACAGGCUCCUGCAGAACAGCACGUCCCCGGUGGAGCUAGCCAAGAUUACGGCCGAAGCCACGGGGAAGGAAGUGGGUCAGGGGGAGCCGGACCAGAUGGGAUCAGACAACAUGGCCGCCAAUGCGGCAGAGAUGGCCAUCAAGCAGGAAUCCAUCAGCCCCAAGAGGAAGGACAAUGCUCUGCUGCGAUACCUGCUAGACAAAGACGACAACACCAUGCAGGAGAAAGGCAUCAAGAUGGAACCGGGAACUGAGAUGACGCUGGCCAAUGUGAAGACAGAGACCCACGACCCGGGAUACAACAUGGCCGACCAGUCUAGCGAGCUGGAAGACAUCCUGGAUGAUCUCCAGUGUAGCCAACAGCAACAGCUCUUCUCAAGCCAGCAGCAGCAGCAGCAGCAGCAGCAGCAGUCCAGGCCCAUGUCCCUGCCUGCCAACGUAGACAAGCAGUCCAUCAUCAACGACAUCCUGCAGAUGACUGAAAAUAACAGUAGCCCGACAGGGACCAACACCCAGCAGAAGGCCUUCCCUGGCAUGGGCCCAGGACACUUCAACGGCCCCAGGAUGGGUCAGCCGGGCCGAGGGCCACCAAUCCGCAAUCUGUCCCUUGAUCAGUCCAAUAUGGCGCCUCACGGUUCUCCCCGGCCCUCGUUCCCUGCUCCCAGGAACAACAGCUCCUACGCUGUCAUGCAGCAACAGGCCAUGAUGGGAAACCACGGGAUGCUUCAGAACCCGGCCAACCUGGGCAACGCAGGCAUGCCCCGGGCUAGCAUGCAGCAGGCUUGGGGCCCCCAGGGGCCGAUGGGACCGGCUCUGCAGCAGAGAAUGGGGCCCGACGGUCGCAUGGUGCCCAACGUCUCUGCCGGAGUCCCCAUGAGACCCAGCAACCAGCAGCCCGGACCCAGACAGAUGGUCCCCAUUCAGGGUAUGGGAAAUGCAGAGAUGGAGAUGGCUGCUCCUCCCUACCCGGGACAGCAGGCCCCACCUAAUCAGACUGCCCCUUGGCCCGAUCGCAUGAUACCUGUGGACCACGGGCCUUACGGCAACCAGAACCGACCGGUAUAUUGUAACCCCCAGGAAGAGGCUAUGUGCCCCCCCUCCGGGCCGGGCGGGGAGGGGCCGUCGGACGGCGAUGCUCUGCUCAGCCAGCUCUACUCUGUGCUGAAGGACUUUGAUGGCCUGGAGGAGAUUGACCGCGCCCUGGGCAUCCCCACACUGGUCAGCCAGGGCCACCCGGUGGAACAGGAGCAGUACCCCGGUCAGGAGUCACCCAUGAUGAAGCCACCCAUGUACGGCCAACACUACCCGCCAGCUGGUGCCGUGGCGCAGGGCAACUACCUCGGCCAGCAGGACACCAGCUUCCACGGUAUACCCAGUCAGAUGGGUCAGCGGAUGAGCUACUCUGUGCUCCGGCUCCCCACCCGGCCGGGGCAACGACCUGGAGGCCCAACACCCGCCCCGCCCAAUAGCCUGAGGUUGCAGCUUCAACACAGGCUCCAGUCUCAGCUGCAGAAUCGUCAGCCAAUGAUAAAUCAGAUGGGUGUGGCUAACAUGAACCUACCUCUCAGACCAAGUUUACCCAACCAGGGAACCCUUAAUGCUCAGAUGCUGGCCCAGAGACAGAGGGAGUACCUGAGUAACCACCUGCGCCAGCGCCAGCAGCACGUCCACCAGAGAGCCAUGCUGAUGCGAGCCCAGGGCCUCAACAUCCCCCCCAACAUGGCCGUGGCGGCGGGGUCCUCGCAGUCCCCCGGAAUGCCCCCCGGCUCCAUGGGAAGCAACCCCCGGAUCCUCCAGGCAAACCCCCAGCAGUUCCCCUACCCGGCCAGCUACGGUACUGGGCUUACGUCCCCGCCGCCCUCUACCAGCCCCUUCUCCCCGCUGUCCCCUGGUCUCCCCGGGGCUCAGCAGCUCCUCUCCCCUUUCCACUCCUCCCCGACCCCACACGGCUCCUCCCAGAUGAGUCUGGCUAACCAGCAAGGGAUGAUGGGAAACGUAGGCGGCCAGUUUGGAGCCGUAAUGAGUCCACACAUGCAGCAGCAGCAGCACAGUGCCUUCCAGUUUCCCAGCUCAGGUCUGAACCAGCAGCAGCAGGACGCUGGCUUCACAGGAGCCACCACCCCCCAGAGCCCACUCAUGUCACCCCGCAUGAGCCACGCGCAGAGCCCCAUGAUGCAGCAACAGGCCCAGGCCAACUCUUCCUACCAGCCACCCUCAGAGAUCAAUGGCUGGCCUCAGGGCAACAUGUCAGGGACCGGCCUGUUCGCGCCGCAGUCUCAGCCUCAGCAGUAUGCAUCCCAACAGUCUAGCGGUGGAAUGUACAAUGGCAACGCCGCCAACCUGAACAUGAACUUGCAGGGUGUCCCGAUGGCCUCCAAUGCCAACGGUAGCAUGAGCAACAUCAACCAAAUGUCAGCAGGCCAGAUGACCAUGACCUCUGUGCCUACAGGGAAUGUGUCAUCCAUUGGCCCUGAACAGAACUAUUGCUGACCCUGGUCUGCUGUUGGACUACACAGUACAGUCAACACCCAAUGAAAACACUGGCAUCCAUCCAAUCAGUAGGUUCUACCUGGGUCUUUGAGGAGUGAGAUGAUUGGACAAACAAAGAACAACUCUCUGAACCGACCAACCGCAUUCACCUUAGUGUGACUUAGGUCCUCCCAACAGAUGCGUACCCUAACUUAAUACUCGUCAUGUAGACACAAUGCAGAUGCAAAACGGAUCGUGUCAGCAGACGUCUGAUCAGAUGAAUGUAUUCAUUUCAGCAGUUAAAACCCUAAAUAUGGAUCCCCACAAAAAUCACUCAUUACUUUUUCUCCUGGUCUUUUCUUAACAAUAUUUUCUUCUGGUUUGUGAGAGCGUGUGUGUUUGUGUAUAUACUGUACAUGUGCGUGGGUGUUAGACAAAAUGACAUCGCAUCAUUUAAAAUAAAUGUUGAGGUGAUAUAUUAUAAAUGGCUUGAAGAGCAUAAAUUAUAAAAUGGUGUUGAUUUUGAAUGGUUAACUUGUAAAGCCUGACUAUUGAAGUCACUUAAGAGGUUUAUAAAAUGUUUUGCAGGUAUUUAUAGUUUUUAAUGUAGGAACGUUCUUUGUAUAAAAAGGUUAUGUUACUUUAUUAAGGAGUGUCCCUUAAAAUGGUACCUUAUUGUGUUUAUUUGAUUGACAUUUUAGGUCUUGUAGUUUCAGAUGAAAUGUUCAAGUGACUCCCCCUGCUGUGAUAUGUAUGAAGGUGAAUGUUCAUAGGUUGUAUAUAUUGCAGUAUAAUUAAAAUGUCUGUUUUCUCACCAGCCUGGUGUUCCAAAAAUCCACUGAAAUGGGACUUUUCAGUCAAAUCGUUUGUGUUGGAUUAAUUCGCAAACGGAAUUGGGGUUUUACGGCCUACUGUUAUUUUUUUAAAUAACUCUCACAAAGGACUGUUUUGUAAGGUUUUCAAACUAUUAACAAACCUCAUCACAAUAAAUGGAAUGACUACCUACAAUAGGCAUAGCUAAAUACUUUAGGGUGCUCUCUGUGUUGACUUGGGGUGCUGCUCUAUAGAAAAGAAGGAAGGUACAAAGUUUCAGUUCUAUGUAAUAUUAACAGGCAAUGUUUUUUUAAGGCCCUGUACUACUACGAAUUGGUUUAUAGUCUGUAAGCACAUAGGUAAUAUCAACUCAUAGAAUUUUAUAAUUUUUUUUUGAAAGAAGAAUGUGAAAAUUCCAAAUUGUCUACAAACGCUGAAAUGAAGUUGUGCUCACAUAAUCAAGUGUUUAUGAAAAUGUGUGGCCAGAAAAUAUUUUGUAGGUUUGCACUGGUUAUUAUGAUGUCUCUCUUAUGACGCAAAGUAUAUUUCUUAUUUUUAUGAUGGCCAAUUUCUCCCGAUUUGUUUUCAUGACAAGGCAUUUUUAAGGGUUGAGCAAACUGUCAAUAUAAGGAUGCACUGAUGCAAAUUAAGUCACAUUGGAAAAGUCUUUUUAAUAGAACAGAUGUACUGCUCUCUUUGCAAAUCCAAAGAAUUUAAUACAACCUUUAAAAUAAACUUAAGCCAUGAAGUGUUACUGUGUUAACAGCCUUUUGUAAGGUAUGCAUUUUGGCAAUCAUGAGGAAGUUUUAGGGAAAGGGGUUGCAUAUAUAUAUUCAAAUAACUCUGGUUAAAUUUAAUACAUUUUAUCCGCUCUGAUUCUGACUGAUCACUACUUUUUUUUGUAAAAAAUGUUUCUUAAUUUAUAGUUUGCUAUUUUAUCAAUUGGUAAAUAUUACAUGCAAGUACCUUAACAUGCUAAAGACCUAGCAUAAUGCCUUAGAUCUGUUUUUCUGUCUGGUGUUACUGUGAAGUUGACAGUUGUAUUAUAUGUAUAGUGAGAUAAUGCUGAAGAGUGCAUCAUCACUCAAUGGUAGUGUCAGAAAUGGCAUCCUAUUCACUCUAAGGCUAUGGUCAAAAGUAGUGCACUAUAUAGGUAAAAGCCUGCCAUUUCUUACACUGUCAGUGUACUUGUGCUUUAGUAAGACUACUAUACCCCUGAUUCAUUCAGUUGGUAGAUCCCCCCCCCCCAUACAUUAUAUUUGCGAUCAGUUGUAUUAUAAUUUGUACAGUUGUUUCAUUUUGUCUAUCUUUAAGAUGAGUAUGUUAACAAUAAAAUGGAAAAUCAAAGCAAUAUUGUAAAACAUAAGAGUUCGUGUAGAAAGCUUAGUGUUGCAGUUCAGAGAUUUAUUUUUCCAGGUGAGAUGUUCAUAUUAAAUAUCUCUGGUCACCUGCAUCAAUGUUCAGCAAGGUUUUGAGCAUUUUAUGCAAAAAGUUUGAUUUACACACCUUAUGCAAGCUAUUGAGUAAUAUUGAUUUUUGCCAAUGCUGCUUGCUAAUUUAUGAUUUAUGCCAUUGUAAAUAAAUUAUUUUUAUUGUUAUCUUGA
Molecule: messenger RNA, 7268 nt
Organism: Esox lucius (northern pike)
Lineage: Eukaryota; Metazoa; Chordata; Actinopteri; Esociformes; Esocidae
Product: nuclear receptor coactivator 2
Exons: 21
Coding region: 259-4872 (1537 amino acids)
Biological process (GO): positive regulation of transcription by RNA polymerase II; cellular response to hormone stimulus
Cellular component (GO): nucleus
Molecular function (GO): protein dimerization activity; nuclear receptor binding
Source: RefSeq, a predicted model, not a curated record